GUCUUCUAAACUUUAUUUGGUGGGAAAAGGAUUGGGUUUGAAUGGCUGCACUGAGUGGGUGAAUUUAAACGCAACCAGGAAGUUUCUGCGGUGCUGGACAGAGUGUGGCAAAGUAUAUAUAGCAUUGUUUCUAUUUGCAUUUAUGCUUCUGUCAAGUGCGUGAGCAUUGUUUUUCAAGGACAAUGUGCUUCCUUCUUCCCUCCGCCUGGAUUUGCUUUCUCAGAGGGACCUUCUUCAUUUUCAGGGGAAGACAGUAUGGGAGGAAGUUCAUCCCAACCUGAAUGCAACACUGCCCAAACCACACCAACUACUGCUGCACCCUGUACCUGUGACUACCCCAAAAAAGAACUCCAACUGGUCUUAGCCUUUCUUGGUGGGAUUCUACUGGCACUACUGUUGAUGACGAUUGUCCUCCUUAUCAUAAAGUGCUACAGGAAAUGUCACUCAAGUCGCCAGGCGCUGGAUCCUCACUCAGAUUCUCUGGCCGAGUUUCCAUCCACCCCAGACAAGGCACUCACCUCUGCUGGCAUGGAUUUCAAAAUUUCGGAAGAAACGACAGACCAGUGCAGAGCAAACUAUCCAGCAAACACAGAUACUGUUGUCUACGCUCAGAUCGUGUGACGAGCUCACCCUGAAUUUCCAGUAAGGCUUGGAUCCUGUUCCUCUCUCAUCAGCGUCAUCUUCGUACAUCACUUUCCCUUCUUAGGAAUUUGGAACCAUAGUCUGGGUGAAACUGCAGAUGGAGCUGUUUGGGUGCGAUUUGGCCAUCCCAGCCUGCAGUUUUGUGUUCCAGGCCAGGCUUUUGCUUGGCUCAAGAAAAGAUUGCUGGCCUUCCCACUUGUACUGACAGCACUGUGAGCCCCCUCAAGGCCAAGUCUGCCUCCCUUCGUUCCCUCCCAAAGUACACGGCACAGACUCCACGGACCAAGAGUGUUCACUCAGUGUCAUGGGCCCACCUGGGAGGAGGCAACCAAAUGAACAGUCUAGCAAGAAUUACAAAUAAAAUCAAACCCCGGGCAAUGUUGGCUCCUUCUUCAUCAUAUCUCCCUGUUACCUCCAAAUACUGGGGCCAAACCUGCGGAGCUCGUCCCCAGCCAGAAGGGACUAGCAGAGGUGAUGGUCCUUAAGUUCAGGGCUAAUCCAGGCACAGGUCUCAGCCUCUACCACCCCCAGGCUACAUUUAUUUAGACCUGAAAACACCUCUUAGGGUGAGAAUAAAUGAGAUGGAACAUACACGUGCCCUCUGCAUAUCCCAGAGUUCCACACUCAGGAGGUCCCUGCGGUGUGCAGCACUGUUCAGAUGCGGACGUUCAUCUCCUUCCAGGAGCCUGAGGUUUGCAGAGCAAUGUUUGCUGGGAACCAGAGACUAAUCUAUUAAUCCCCCCGAGGCCCAAUGGAUAAUUCCACAGAUGGUCCCAGUGAAAAUACCAACAAGAUUGUUUUUCACUCAGCAAGAUGACUCUAAAGUUACUCUGUUAAAAAUAACCCAAAAAAGCAAAUCCAGAAAAGUUUAUAAAAAUAAGUAAACAGGUGAAAGUAAUAUGGGAAGCCUGGCCCCAACAGUUCAUUGGAAGUCCUAUUUUUAUUAAGCAUAGGGAGACAAAUUAAAGUGAUAUGUUAAUAGUACAUGAAUAAACAAGUCAAUGGCAUAGAAUAAAAAGACCAGAAAUAGACCAAAAUGUGUAGCAAAAUUCAGAUGUGAUGAAAUUGCACCCAAAUAUUUGGGGGAAAUGGUUUAUAUAGUGAACGGUAUGAGACAAGCCGGUAGCCAUGUAGAUGAAAAUAUAAUUGGACCUAUUUCUCAUUCCCUCCUUACACAAAAAUAAACUCCAGCUGUGUCAAAAUUUUAACUGUAAAAAAAUCAUUCAAGUACUAGAAGGUAAUACAAAAUAAUUUAAAAAAUAAUUUCAGAAUGAAGCAUGCCUUUUGACUAUAUGACACAAAGCCCAGAAACCAAAAAAGAUUGAUUAACUUGACCUAGGAAAUGCCUUUCAUAGGCAAAGGAGACAAAGGAAAAGCUUAGCAAAUAUUUGCAAAGCAUCUCAUUGACAAAGGCUGAUUUUCUUAGUGUAGUAGGAGCACUUCGAGGACUCAGUUAAAAAAGGAGGGGGACAAAGGAGAAGGUUUGGGGUUACACAGGAAAGGAAAUAUAAAUGGCUUUACAUAUAUGAAGAGAUGCUCAACUAAUCAUUUCAUCAUAAGAGAAAGAGUGAUGGGAAAUACACUUAGAUAGUUUCCAUCAAUGAGAUCAGCAAAAUUCACCGUGUUUGCUGACAAACGGGGCAAGAUUGUGGGGAGCCAAGGCACACGCACGUUCUGGGUCAGGGAGAAGCUGGGCAGAACUACCAUGGAGGCAACGUGGCGACUGCUAACACCAUCUGCAAGUCCUCUUCGAAGAACGUAUCCGACUGAAACACGUGGCAAGUCAUCUGUGAGGGUUCAGAGCCGAUGGCCCUGGGGUGCACUCCUUGGCACGGGGAUUAGUUCGAGCUGAAGGUAACUGAGACCCUGCAUUCACCUCUCCCUUGGAGAAGUUAAAGGAAAGCCCGUGCUCACAAGGAGAGUUGUCACCAGAAAUAACUUUUUAUGACCUAUUUCUGUGGCAGGGCAAACAUCCAGUUACUGCAGGUCUGUUCUUCCUACCGCCCUACGGACGAUGCCUUCCCCUGACACCCUCAGGCUCCCUACCUCGCUCCUUUGUCCGGGUGUCUCCAAUUCCUGGUUUCCCCUUUCUGCCUCCGAACCUCUCAGGUGUGCGGGGCCCGUGCCUCUCUCAUGCAUGUGGGGUUCCCGUGCGCACAAAAUUAAAUUUGACUUUUUCCGUU
Molecule: messenger RNA, 2825 nt
Organism: Artibeus jamaicensis (Jamaican fruit-eating bat)
Lineage: Eukaryota; Metazoa; Chordata; Mammalia; Chiroptera; Phyllostomidae
Gene: CUNH1orf162
Product: chromosome unknown C1orf162 homolog
Exons: 6
Coding region: 256-621 (121 amino acids)
Source: RefSeq, a predicted model, not a curated record